AUUUCAGUGAUUCGAUCACAAAAACAAGCAAGAGACUUGUUGUGCCUUUCCCUUGUUUUCAAUGAGCACCCUUGUAUAACAGCGGAAUCACUGAUCUACUUGAGACCGGGGAGCCUAUUUUUUUAUAGACUACGGUGUGUACCUUUACACGUGCAAAAUCUCGUCGCGUGUUUGAGUACGCACGUAGGAGUUAGAUAAGGGUAUGUUUUUCAAAGGAUAAGUAUCUCUCGCGACCGUCAACAAUAAUUAUCCGUCGACAAUCUGACGAGUACGAAUGGAGGAGCGGGUGCAUAAAGCGCAUAGGGUUGCGAAUGCAACUGAUAGAACUGUGCCGCAUUUCAUUCCGUACGUAAUUCGCGUCUCGACAAGAAUUCUCAAUUAAUCUCGCAACACUAGAUUUUCAGCAAUCGACGAUGCUUUUAGCGGUGAUUCUCAUCAAGCCUAUUCCGAAGCAACGAUAUUUUUGCAAAAGAUCUCCUCGUGACUUUGUUUCUUCGUCCUGUCAAAUUUAAAAGGGUGUCCGUUCAAUGGUGUUCGCGAAUUAUUUUACGAGUGCGCCUUCGAACGUCAUUGACGAAACUGCCCUUAUGUCCAGAAAAAUGCAUCUGCGGUGGAACGAUUUCGAUAAACAACAAACGGCGAAUAAAAUGACAAACAACAAACCCUUAAACGUGGACGAAUACAACGUGGCGAGUAAUAACAAGUCGAUAAACAGCGAUUUAUACCAAGCAGUAUUUCCGAUUUAUCACAUCAGCAAACUGACCGGUGUAUUUCCAACGAGAUUUGUCCGACAGGUGUCUGGCAGGUAUCAAGGGCGAUUGAGCGUCAUCGAUAGCAUUUACAGUCUGCUUCUAUUGGCGAUCCUGUUAGGCAGCGAGAUCUUUGGUUUCUGGCGCGAUCUCAGACAUGGAUGGGAAAGCAGCACCCGACUUAAGUCGCAAAACGCGGUGCUCGUCACCUCGGGCGACGUGUUGGGUGUGAUGAGUCUCACAGCCGCCUCCAUCAUCGGUUCUAUUCUGUACUGGCAGCAUGUGCAGAUUGUCAUCGAUAAACUGGUUGAGUGCGACGAGGAGAUGGGAAUCCUCUCACCGAAGAAGCUGCAAAGGGUCACCAUCCUGCUGACGUUGGCCAGCCUCUCCUACACCAUCAGUCUUUCCUGUCUCGAUGUCUAUACAUGGAAGUACGAAGUGAAGCUGAAUAAUAAGCCGGACGCCACGGGUCCAUUCAAUUAUCUUCCCCUGUACUUUAUGUACAUCGUUAUCAUUAUGAUGGAGGUCCAGUUUGCCAUUCUUGUGUACAACGUGGGCCAGCGAUUUUUUAGGAUCAAUAAGAGCCUUGAAAAUAUCCUAAACAGUAGCAAGAUUACGAAUCAAUUCAGGAAGGAUCUUGGAUUAGCUGGUGAUCUGCGAGAUCAAGGACAACUCAUUACGUAUAUCCAACAAGAAAUGAUGGGAAAUACCAGACUGUUUCGUAAAUCGAAUAUCAUGGAUUCCACUGUCGCAAAUGAUAAUAGAAGCUUCACGGACAGAAUAUCCCGACUGUUGGCAGUACACUCAUCUUUAUGUGACACGAUUUCGCUUAUAAAUAGCGCUUAUGGCGUCGUUUUACUUGUAAUUACGGUUACCUGCUUAAUACAUCUCAUUAUUACGCCGUACUUUUUGAUAAUGGAAGCUGACGGAAGGCGCGACCCCCUAUUCCUCGCGGUACAAGCAUUGUGGUGCGUCUUUCACAUUUGGAGACUGCUCAUGAUCGUGCAGCCCACAUAUGCCACUACAAUGCAGGGAAAGAAAACAGCAGAAUUGAUAAGCCAAUUGCUGCCCGUGAGUCCUGAUAAGGAAGGUACGAAACAACUAGAAAUCUUUUCGCUUCAGCUUCUGCAUCGCCCGUUAGAAUUCACAGCGUGCGGACUCUUUACUCUGGAUCGUACUCUCGUGACUUCAAUUGCUGGCGCAGUCACAACGUAUCUCGUAAUAUUGAUCCAGUUCCAAAAAGAGGACGACACAAAGGGUAGUUUCGACAACAUAUUGAAGAAUGCUACGCAAAUGCUGAAGAACGCGACGACGCUUCACAAUAUUACAGCGGGAAGGUUAGGCCUGUAAAUUAGGAUAAACUGUGCUUCUCUUCGUUCUUACUUUUUUUAUGUUUUCGAAUCUAUAAUAAAGCUUUUUAAAAUUUAGUACACGUCGCCCACACAUUUAUUCGUAAAAUAUCCACGAUCGAAAGAAUCA
Molecule: messenger RNA, 2228 nt
Organism: Nylanderia fulva
Lineage: Eukaryota; Metazoa; Arthropoda; Insecta; Hymenoptera; Formicidae
Product: gustatory receptor for sugar taste 43a-like
Biological process (GO): sensory perception of taste; chemosensory behavior; male courtship behavior
Cellular component (GO): neuronal cell body; membrane; axon
Source: RefSeq, a predicted model, not a curated record